AUGGCACUUACUACCUAUUGUCGGUUGCUACAUGUGCACAAGUUCAUUUUUGGUAACAGCGCAAAUAUAUUGUCCCGUGUCGGUCUCGGAGAUAAUGGCAUGGCCGUGUUAGCAUGUCCUAAACAUUCUGCACGUUUCAAGUCGUCAGAGGCUGUUGACAGAAAGGAGAAGCAGAGACAACACAUGGCAAGAGGUCUGCCCAAACAGAAACCUGUAGCAGGAGUCAAGCAAGUCAUCGUGGUUGCUUCAGGGAAGGGCGGUGUGGGGAAGUCGACCACUGCAGUUAACUUGGCUCUGGGGAUUUCUGCGAACGAUCAGACAAAAUCGGUGGGACUUCUGGAUGCUGACGUUUUUGGACCCUCUAUUCCUAAGCUGAUGAACUUGAAAGGGAACCCCGAGUUGACAGAGAAAAACUUAAUGAGGCCGCUGAUGAAUUUUGGGAUACCAUGCAUGUCAAUGGGCUUCCUGGUGGAGGAGACAGCUCCUAUCGUUUGGCGAGGUCUGAUGGUGAUGUCUGCCAUUGAGAAGCUGCUGAGACAGGUGGACUGGGGUCACCUGGACUACCUGGUGGUGGACAUGCCGCCCGGUACCGGAGACGUCCAGCUGACCAUUACACAGAACAUCCCUGUCGCAGGGGCGGUGAUCGUGUCCACACCUCAGGACAUCGCUCUGCUGGACGCGCGGAGGGGGGCAGAGAUGUUCCGCAAGGUCAACGUGCCGGUCCUGGGGCUGGUCCAAAACAUGAGCGUGUUCCAGUGCCCAAACUGCCAGCACCAGACCCACAUUUUUGGGGAGGACGGGGCGAGGGAAUUGGCCCGCACCCUGGGAGUGGACGUCCUGGGGGACGUCCCGCUGCACCUGAACAUUCGGGAGAUGUCAGACAGGGGCCAGCCCGUGGUGGUGUCCUCGCCGGACAGUCCGGAGGCUGAAGCCUACAGAAAGGUGGCCUCUGCGGUGGUCCAGCGCCUGGCGGCCCUCUCUGACUGACAGCAGGUGGCACGGGCGGAGCCAGCGGGGCGGGAGGCGCCUGUCCCGCUCGCAACCGGCGAACGCCGCACCGUCCGUCACUCGCACCGCGUGCACAAAGCGCAGCGUCAGUGAGGUCCACUGCAGGUCCUCCAGCUAAAGUAUGACUACCCCUGCCAUCUAUGAUUCAUCCAGCAAAUGCACUGAAAGGAUCCCAAGCACCUCCCCCGACUGGCACGGUUUACUACACUGAAUCACAGUAUUGACAUUAUUACAUUGUGGGUGUCAUAUUAUCUUCUUCAGAACAUUUAAGCGUAUCUUGUUCACACGAGCUGCUGCCGCCGCUGUGGACGUUAUCGGCCAGCGUAAAGCUCCCGGGGUCAUCUGCUGCGAGGGCACGCGUCGGGUUUCGACGGCGGGUUUCCUGCGCUUGCCGACGGACUGGCGCGUAGGUCACGGAUCGCGCCGCGUCUGCCACCGGCAGCGGUUCGCCGGGCGGGGGGAUUACCCUCGGCCUUAGAGGCGCUGGGCCGCGGGUCUGAGAAGAUUACGCACGGUCGGUCCAGCUUUGUGAGCCGGCUUUCGGGCCCGGCUGGUGGAAAAUUUACGUCUUCUGCCCCUGCCCUGCUCGCCCCAGAGGACAACCUCGCCCCGCCCCGAUCCCCUCACUGCAGAAUAACCAGCACCCUCUCUGUCGCUCGCCUACGUUCCAGGGUCACCCUGAAACGAACAAAAAAAAAACGACACUGUGAACAGGAUGAGCAGGAAUAAAGAGGCGUGCUUUGAAGAUGAUGAUGAUGUCAUGAGUGUUUUUUUUUUCCUUUCUUUCCCGCACCAGAGGCAGCUUUUGUGCAUGCGAGAGAGUGAGCCUGUCUCGGUUCUCUGACACACAGAAUUUCACUCGUUGUCUGGAAACAGAGCGGCCCCUCUGACACACCACGUCGUGACUGAAUUACCUCACCCAGAGAUGUCCAGAAAAUGGCCUCAAACACUCUGUCUGAAUCUGUUCCAAGUCGUUCCUUUGAAGACAUUUGUGCUUUUUGUUUGUGUGCUCUGUGAAGAUGCUCACUGGUGUGUCUGUCCGUCUAGGGGGGAGACUGAGAGAGAGAAAGAGACAAAGAGGUCUUUGAUCAUAGUCACUACAUUGAAUUAUUUAUUUUCUUGCCAGUCACUUUUCCACAGAGACUUAAAUAACUUGCAUAGUUAUCCAUAAUAUUCACAGAGGGAUAGGGGGGAAAAAUCCAGUUUUGUACUUUGUUCUAGGGUUACAACAGCAGGGCUUUACCUGGGCACCAAGCCUGCACUGUGUAGGGUCCAAGCCCAGCUGUGCUCUGAGAGAGCCACUGAGGGCAUCAUGUUCGCUGAAGCACUUCUCCACCAGGUCAGCCCUCCCUCCCCUGUCAGGUCCCAGGUGUGAUGUAACUUCCUCCUGGCUGAGAGUCAUUAUCUCUGACUGUUUGCACUCUGUACUCCUGCAUCUCCACUGCCACCCCUCCGCAGAAUCUCUCUUAUCUUUCCCCCGACCCCCAACAAAAAGAGCACUGUUCACAGAAACGAUUGAGGUGGAGCAGUCCUCUGGAACUCUGGUGGCGAUAAUUUCCAGAAUAAUGUGCCAAAAACAGAUUUUUUCAUUUGUCACAAUAUUUACUUAUUUAUAUUUACAAAAUUAAAAAUAGCACUGCAUGACAGUAUGCACAGAAUAAUUAUUUAUUUUUGUGUCUCACUGAGCGUUACAAAUUUUGACAUUCAUAAACAUGAAUUUCCACUUCAGUUAAAGAACUUCAAAGCUUAAAGAUUUUGCACAUGAAGAUGUAAUUCCCCACAAUACCACCAUGUUUUCUAUCCAUGUUCUGUAUGUGUGCGUACAUGUGGGCAUGUGUGUGUGUGUGUGUGUGUGUCUCAUUGGACAUUGCAGAAUCUAAAAAUAGUUCAAAACCCAAAUCUUAACUUUUGAACAAAUCUUUGAAUGCAUGAGUGUAAGUUUGCUUACAUGAGGAUAUUGUUUUGCUCUGUCUUUAGUGCUUAUUAAAGACAGCGGAUGCACUGUU
Molecule: messenger RNA, 3014 nt
Organism: Anguilla rostrata (American eel)
Lineage: Eukaryota; Metazoa; Chordata; Actinopteri; Anguilliformes; Anguillidae
Gene: nubpl
Product: nucleotide binding protein-like
Exons: 11
Coding region: 1-987 (328 amino acids)
Biological process (GO): mitochondrial respiratory chain complex I assembly; iron-sulfur cluster assembly
Cellular component (GO): mitochondrion
Molecular function (GO): ATP binding; 4 iron, 4 sulfur cluster binding; ATP-dependent FeS chaperone activity
Source: RefSeq, a predicted model, not a curated record